Messenger RNA from Musca domestica (house fly), 3150 nucleotides. RefSeq names its product sodium-coupled monocarboxylate transporter 1 (gene bumpel). Gene Ontology annotation, cellular component: membrane. Gene Ontology annotation, molecular function: symporter activity. The coding region runs from base 701 to 2473 and encodes 590 amino acids. NCBI's taxonomy places the organism in Eukaryota, Metazoa, Arthropoda, Insecta, Diptera, Muscidae. Gene Ontology annotation, biological process: sodium ion transport; transmembrane transport. The record is from RefSeq and is a predicted model, not a curated record. The transcript is spliced from 10 exons.
CGAGCGAGGGCUGCCAUGCAAUGCUUUCGGUGACCGACCACCCUCAGUUAUCUAUGCGAUGCUCGUUAAGAUCGGUAGUAAUGUGUCCCACCACCAGCCGUAGACGUGACUCUAUUGGAUACGGUGUUAACUUUUCGCAGCGUUUAACAAGUGAACGGAUAUACGGAAAUAUCUAUAAAUAUCCAAAAUAAUUGGAGGAUCCGCUCAGAGAAGUGAAGACAAAAAAAAAAAAAAAUCAAAGUUCAAAAAAAUCGGCUGCCCUUUCGGCUGACAAACUGGAAGUGCAUUGCGUAACGCUUUAACCAUCUAAAGUUGUUGUAAUUUUUCACCAGUCACUGAAUUCUUCUGGUGAAGUGACAAAAAAGUAUAAAACUGAAUUUGUUGCAAUCGAACUUAGUUAGUGUGAAUGUUUGACAACACCAGCCACAACACGGACUAAAGAGCGCGCGCCACUGCACAGAGUAAAGAGGAUAACUCGAGUGCGUGCCUUUGGUGUUUUUCUUUGUUGUUCUUCUAAUUUUUCGUGUCGCCUGUCGUCUGUCAGCCUUGUCAGCAUUAUCGGGAUUACCAGGUCUAACCAGCAAAACGGAGUUGAGCCUAGAGACCAUCGUAAGCAUUGUCCUCGCACGGACAAUAACUUCAUUCGCAAGGAGUCAACGAACACAAGGACUGGUUGCCAGUUAGUGCAGCACAUUCCACGAUGUCGGAAGUAGAUUCAAUUAUUUCGCAGCUCCAGCACUUCACAUGGCCCGACUAUGUGGUGUUCGUGGCCAUGUUCAUCCUGUGCAUCUUCAUUGGUAUUUACUUUGGAUUCAUGGAGAAGUCGCUGGGCGAGUCGGAUUAUCUGAUGGGUGGUCGUAAUAUGCUGUGUCUGCCCAUAGCCCUGUCAUUGGUGGCCAGUUUUAUAUCGGGCAUAACGCUACUGGGCCUGCCCACGGAAGUCUAUUCGUAUGGCAUACAAUAUCUGUACGUGUCGCUCGGGGUCAUAGCGAUGGGCUUCAUAAUGUCCAUCUACUAUUUGCCGGUGUUCCAUGAUCUAAAUAUCACAUCCACCUAUGAGUACCUGGAAAGUCGUUUCGAUCGCAGAUUGCGCAUGUUCGGCUCUGUCAUGUUCACAAUAAUGAAUAUCGGCUACCUUCCCAUUGUCAUCUAUGUCCCAGCCUUGGCCUUUAACCAGGUGACGGGUGUUGCCGUGCACACCAUUACGCCCAUUGUCUGCAUCAUUUGCAUUUUCUACACAACACUGGGCGGUCUCAAAGCUGUCGUCUGGACCGAUGUCGUACAAAUCAUUUCCAUGAUUGGCGCUCUAAUACUGGUGGCCAUUAAGGGUAGCAUUGACAUUGGCGGUGCCUCAAAGGUCUUCGAAAGUGCAUGGGAAUCGGGCAGAAUUGAGGGUCCAGACAUGGAUUUGAAUCCGACAGUGCGACACACUCUGUGGUCCCAGCUGGUGGGCGGUGUUUUCUAUUGGACCCAAACGAAUGCCGUAUCCCAGAACAUGAUUCAGCGUUAUUUGGCUCUGCCAACUCUGUCGUCGGCCCGCAAAGCCUUGGCCUUGUUCUGUUUGGGUGUCUUGGUGCUGAUGGGUCUCUGCAGUUACAACGGUCUUCUCAUGUAUGCCACCUACAAGCAGUGCGAUCCCCUGACAACAAAGUUGGCCAAGGCCAGAGAUCAACUGUUGCCGCUGUUCGUUAUGGAAACUUUGGGCGAAUAUCCCGGUUUGACGGGCCUCUUCAUCGCCGGUGUGUUCAGUGCAGCCUUGAGUUCUUUGUCCACCUGUCUGAACUCCAUGUCCGCCGUGGUGUUGGAGGAUUUCAUUAAGCCCUUCGUCAAGAGGCCAUUGUCGGAGACUGCCAUUAACUGGAUUAUGCGUUCGGUGGUUGUAUCGGUGGGUGUAUUGUGUGUGUUCCUGGUGUACAUUGUCGAGCACAUGGGUACCGUCCUGCAAUUGACCAUGAGUCUGGAAGCCAUUACAAAUGGACCCUUGUUGGGUAUUUUCACCAUCGGUGUAUUCAUGCCUUGGAUAAAUGGAAAUAGUGCCCUCCUUGGUGGUAUUGUGGGCGUCGUGGGCAUGUCUUGGAUUAGUUUAAAGGCCCAAUGGGCAGUGGCCUCCGGUGCCAUGGUCUAUGAAACGAAACCCCUGACAGUGGAACACUGCACCUAUCAGUUCGAUACCUCUGUGUUGGUGUCAGCGGCCAAUACCACCCUGUCGGAGGCAGCCAAAGAGGAAAUUUUACCGCUCUACCGCAUAUCGUACAUGUGGUACACAUGCUUGGGCGCCUUGUUGACCAUGGGCAUUGCCGUUCUGUGGCAUUUCAUCUUCGGCGGUAACGAUCCCAAGACAAUUGACCAUUCCCUGUUGUCACCCUGCAUACGUAAAUAUUUCCAAAGCGAAGACAACCACUUGCAGACCAAGAACCUCCAAAUAGACAUUCCAUUGAAAAACAAAUCGGUCGACGAAGAAGUUGCCUUGUAGAUCUGCCAGCUGUGUUCCGAGGCGGCCGGUGUACCUGUAUGUGUGCGUUACCUUAGACUAGUUGCCUAUUUAAUUAACCAAAUGACCAACCAAUUCGGGGACGAUUAUUGUAAAUACCAAAUUACAAUAACAAAUUAGAACAAUUGCCUGUGUGCGCGUGUGAACCUAAAAAAGAGUAUUCCUGGGGUGUUAUUUUAAACUAAUCUACGGAGAUCCUAAGCUAUCUAUAAUUAAUACAUAACAAUACGGCUACUUUUAAAGACUAUCAUAGGGGCGGGAGUAAUUUGUAAUACAUGCAUACAUGUAAACAUAGACAUGUGUUGGUGCCACAUCCACAUCCAUACACAAACAUCCCUACAUACAUGCAUACAUAAAUGAAUAGCAGCUAAUAUUUAGUUACAUAAAUCAACUUUAUAUUGAGAAAAAAAGAAGAAGAAAAAACAAAAAACACAGAAGAUAAACCAAAAACAAAGCAAAGCAAAUCCAAAGAUUAUUAUUAAAUUACAAUUGUUGCUAAAUUAAAUAUGCUUAAGAAAGAAGUGUUGUUUAUUUUUUGUCUGUUAACAGCUUCCAAUCAACAGAACACCACAGAGCAUGAAUGCAUAAGUAAUAACAAUAAUAACAAUAAGAAUAAUAAAAAAUAAAACAUUAAUUUAGCCAUAAAAGAAAAACUAAAA